Charadrius vociferus (killdeer) is the source of this 4221-nucleotide messenger RNA. It is a transcript of the gene ANKRD31, whose product is annotated as ankyrin repeat domain 31. Bases 1 to 4221 code for a protein of 1406 amino acids. Gene Ontology annotation, molecular function: protein binding. The record is from RefSeq and is a predicted model, not a curated record. The transcript has 19 exons. Lineage: Eukaryota; Metazoa; Chordata; Aves; Charadriiformes; Charadriidae.
AUGGCCAUCAAUGGCCAUCACAGGCUUCCAAGUAGUGAUUUAAAGAAAGGGUGGGACCGACACUGUGACAACCGGAAGGUUCUGAAUCAGAUGAGGCUGGAGUUGACUGUGGCCUUGCCCAGCUAUUACCCAGUGUGUGCUUACUGGAUUUCACAGAACUUAAGUGAUGAAGAUCUGUCUCCAGAAGUAAGCCUCUGUCUAGAUACCCUUCUGGAGGAUGUAAUAACGAUUCCAAAGGAAGAGACAUCACAAGUUGUAUCUCUGCAUGUUUCGGAAGAUUGCCAGAGAACCUGCAUGACCAUUAUUUACACAGAUAACAGAGUAAAAGAAUAUUCCCCUACUAAUGAUACAGAUCUUUCACUGACAUCUCCAGGGAAGAUUUUUAUGGAAGCAUUCACUGAACAGAGUAUAGAGACCGAUGAAUUUGAAAUCGGUGAUUUGUUGAGAUCCUCCAGUGAUUCUGAGAAUCUUAAAAUGAUAAACCCAUUGCCUGACAAAUUAGAGUGUCAGGGUCAUGCCUUUUCUCUUGAUCCAUCAGCAGAUGAGAGCAGUGAUGCCCUGCCAGUACAGCUUGUGACAGCUCUGAAUGCCUUGCCAGCAUCUGUAGUACAACCUAUCACUCCUGUUGCCCCAAAUGAGAGACAGUUUAACACCGAGGGAGAGCAGUUAAAUUCAGAAUCCAGUAUUCCCCAGUUAAAUGGUGACUGUAUACAAAUAGCAAACGUGAUUGAGCCUCAACUUACUACAGUUCAGGUGGAAGAAAUAAAAGCCUUAACAGGAUCUAACUUGCAGAGGACAACCAAUGAGCAACUUGUGGGUGAUCAGCAGAGAGAGAAAGAAAUAAUUUCAGACUACUGGGGUGCCACCUCUAGUGAAAAGCAAACUGGGGAGGGAAGUUUGCAUUCAGUGGAGGCUGCAGCAUGUGCAGAAACAGCACCAACAACAUCAAGGACAGUGAUGCAGUUAAGAGAGACCUCCUCAAGGAAGUGCAGAGAUCAUGUUUCCCGUCAACGCCAAAUACUAGAAGAGACUCAGCAGAGGAUGUCUCACAGUGGCAUUACAACACGAAGCAAAGCUAAGGCUUUUAGUAAAAUUCAGAAAUCUACUUCUAAAGACAAGCAGGAUCUAGAAACCAACAUAUGCCAAAAAGUAACUCUGAAUAAGGACAGAAAAGCUGAGCAGAGAAGAAGGAGCAAGAGAUUGGAAAACAAACGAAGACAAGAAGCCUUUGGUAGGAAUUCUGUAAAUCCUGUUCGCCCCGUUUCAUUUUCAACAAUCAAUAGGAGGAAUACUUACGAAUUACGGUCUCUUUUCAAUUCUGGUUUCUUUCUGUCUUUCAUUUUCAUUUCAGGUGGAGGUAAUUCAAAGAAUAUGUUAAAUACUAAAAGUAUAGAGGAUACAAACCCGCGCCAGAUUUCCUUACAGACAGAUGAGUCAGAACCAGUGUGUGCAAAUCUUAUGAAUUCAGACAUCACAGACAUAUUGCAACAGACUAUUUUAAAUGAGGUGCAAAACAUUUGUACUAAUAUAUCUGAGGAUGGAACCAGCUGCACUGAACAGACAUGUCAAGCAAAUGCAGGAACACUGUUAGCACAUGAACUUUUAACAGCUACUAAUGAAGAAACUGUUUCUGGAAGUCCUUAUAAUUCUACCAGUGGCAUACUAAUCACCAUUGAACAAAAGGGUCCGCAGCCAGAAAAAGGAGGGAGGAUCCUGCUUAAUGCAGAAGAAAGUGUUGAAGGAUGUCACAUUGAAACUGAAAAUGCUAGUAGCUUAGAGAUCGAGCCUAUAGCUUUACAACUCCAUGAGAAGGGCACACUUCAAAUUGGAGGAAAGAGAGAGGAUCUUCAGGACACCAACUCAAAAACAGAUUUGAAUUUUGAUGAAGGAGUAUUUGCUGGACAAAGUGGGACAGAAGGCACUGAAAAAAAUGGAGAAGAAGGAAAUGCAAAGACCAAUGUGCUUUCACAGUUUACUGAGACAGAGGAAGUUCAGACUAAAAGAGUAAGAUUAGACCCUCAGGAGACAAGCCAAAAGGCAGCCUCAUAUUCCAGUAGCAGCAAAAACAAGCUUUCACCUAAUCAAUCACAAUUCAGUCAAGCAUCAGAACAGCAAACAUCCAAGAAAUCAGGUGAAAAAAAGACAAAAACUAAGAGAAAUGAAAAAGGGGAAACUCAGCUGCAUAUUGCUGCUAGGAGAGGAGAUUUGUCUUUGGUGAAAACUCUAAUAUCAUCUGGAAUUUGUGUCAAUGAACAGGACUAUGCAGGUUGGACAGCAAUUCAUGAAGCUUCCAAUAGGGGAUUUACUGAAGUGAUCUUAGAAUUACUGAAAGCUGAUGCUAACGUUAACAGCAGAAAUGUGGAUGGUAUUUUGCCAAUACACGAUGCUGUUUCUGGCAAUUAUUUAGAGGCGGCCAGGAUUCUACUACAGCAUGGAGCGAAUCCCUGUGAGAGGAGUGGUUCAGGGAAAAGUGCUUUGGAUGUAGCUUAUGAUGAUGAAAUGAAAGAACUGCUGAAGCCUUAUAGUACUAUGGACUCUGAGUCUGUUGCUGCCAUAGAAGAUGCAGAAGAGAAGCUAAAAGAACUGUUGCUGCUUGAACUGAGAACUUCGAAAGAUGCAGAUGUGUAUAUUCAAAGGCUGUCGCAGAUGCAAAAUACUUUGAAUGAAACGCUUGCAAAACAGAAAACAGAAAGGGAUACCCUUGCUAAAAAAUACAGGGCUUCAGUGGAUUCUUUUAAAAAAGGAGCAUUGAGGAAACAAUUAGUUAACCUUGCUUCUAGGCAAAAGCGUCUGUUGACUGUUGUCCAAAGCCAGGAAGAAUUAGUCCAGAAAAUACAAAAUUACAGAAAAACAAAGCAAGUCUUCAGUGCAUCAUGUUCAGAGAAGCAAAUCUCAAACUUAGUUAUUUCCUGUGGAAAUGACAAAAGACAAAGUUUAACUGCUGAUGAAAUCGUGUGUCCUGAUGUAGUUGCAUUUAGUAUGGGGCUUGGUGCCAGCACGCCUAAUGGAAACAGAGUAGGAGCACAUCCCUCUUUAGAAAAUAGAUUUUCAGCUCAGGAAUGCAGCCAACAUCCACACAUCUGCUUGGAUGAGACAGUAGCAAAUAAAGAAGCAAUUAGAAGCAAAGAGGCUUCUGAGCAUGCUUUGGCAUCCGAAAGCAGGGUAAGAGAAUAUCCCUUUGACAACAUGUCAAAGCUUAAAAAUGCUGUAGAAGUGGUGACAUUGCCUUCAGAACCUACUGUUUCCACUGCUAAAACAAAGUGCUCACAGCAAAAAGACAUUGAUUGUGUAGCAAUUGCAGAACAAGGAAUCAAGUAUUUAAAUCCCACUUCAGUGACCAACACAUUAAAUAUUGUAGAACCCCAAAGCACUGUUGUCAAUAACAAUGUCUAUCAGCCGGGCAGUGACUGCCAGCAGGUUCUUACAGAUGAGGAUCUGCACAGAUAUGUAAAUAAGAAAACAGCUUUCCAGCAGCAGCAGGAAGUAAUUUUGUCAACAUCUACAAAGAAUUUCCCUAAUACUCUGCAGCAAAUGAUGUUUUGGAGUAGUGAGAACUCAUUUAAUGCCAACUCUGUGCUUACAAGUCUUACCUCAGAUACAGAUUAUCCAGCAAAACUCCGUGAAAAAUCUUCCCAGAGCUAUAGCAAUCAGGAAUGUGGACAAAAACAAGUCAGGUAUGGAAGAAAAAAUAAGAAAAAGCUUCAACUGAUAGAUCUACUUGAAUCGGGAAGGAUUAAGCCAGGAGAAAAUGUUUUAGAAUUCAAACUGCAGGAAUUUAGCCAUAAAGCCACGCUUUUAAACAAUGGCAAGAUAAGAACCAGUAAAAGACAAAUACUGGAGAAUCCAGUUCAGUGGGUUAAAGACCUACUAGGAAGUGAUAUUUCUGUGACAUGGAAGUAUGUGUGGAAUAAGGUUACAUAUCUUGGGACACAGUUGUCAAAAUUUCUUGUUGAAGAAGUGUCAGUUUCUAGUGACCUGGAAUUACCAUCACAAGAAAGAGAGCCUUUGGAAGUUGUGAAAACAUUGCGAUGCACUGGAAAAGAGGCAGCUGUCACCAAGGAAUUUAAGAGCUCUUCUGUCCAGUUCAACUCAGUGGAAAGUCUGACACGUUUUCUUCAAUUCCGUGAGGUAGUAAUGAUACGUAAAGAGGAGUUUCUACCAUGCCCUGUAAUGGAAAAGCACUGGAGUUUCUACAAAGGAUGUGAAGAUUUUGGAUUCUAA